Molecule: messenger RNA, 795 nt
Organism: Carya illinoinensis
Lineage: Eukaryota; Viridiplantae; Streptophyta; Magnoliopsida; Fagales; Juglandaceae
Exons: 2
Coding region: 1-795 (264 amino acids)
Biological process (GO): DNA repair; telomere maintenance
Molecular function (GO): DNA helicase activity
Source: RefSeq, a predicted model, not a curated record
AUGUCAGUUGAUUUCAAAUCAACAGAAGAUUCUAUAUCAAAUGUAAGAACCCAAGUAUUGAGAUCAAUCUCUUUUACAAUUGAAUCAAUAGGAAAAGACAUUAAUUCCUACCAUAUUCUUGAUGACGACAUUUGCUUCGAUGAAAAAGAAUUUCAAUUUAGAGGAAUCGAUGAUAAAUUGGCUGUUGAAAUUCUAGAAGAGGAUAUUGCCGCAUCACAAUCUCUUAAUAGUGAACAACAACAUGUCUAUAAUGAAGUGCUGGAAAAAAUAUUUGCAAACCAAAAUGCAGCAUUCUUUGCAGAUGGCCCAGGUCGAACAACACACUCACGUUUCAAGCUUCCGCUUGAUACUGACGAAAGAAGCACGUGCUGUGUCAGCAAACAAAGUGCACUGGCAAACCUAUUACGUGUAGCAAAAUUAAUAAUUUGGGAUGGGGCUCCAAUCACGAGAAAACAACACAUAGAAGUAUUGGAUAAAAUGUUACGAGACAUCAAUGAUUUAGAUGUAACAUUCGGUGGGAAGGUUAUUGUUUUCGGUGGAGAUUUUCGACAGGUUUUACUCGUGGUUCAUAAAGGAAUAAGACAAGAACAGAUUAAUUCCAGUUUGGUUUAUUCCUAUUUGUGGCCUACAUUGACCAAGUUCCGAUUAACUGAAAAUAUGCGAGCAAGACUUGAUCCAGUUUUUUCAGAUUAUAUGUUAGAAGUUGCAAACGGAAUGCCGCCAAACACAGUUGAUAAAACCAUAAAAAUUUCGAGUAAGAUGCUUAUUUCCAUGAUAAUGAUAGCACUUCUUUAG